AUGGAUGGCGACGAGUCGAUUGAAUUCCAUGCUCUUUUGAAAACACUGCCUCUGGUGUUAAAUUCCAAUUCAGUUAAGCAUUAUAAAUCUGGGCAUCACUUUGAAUCACCAGGACGGAAACGACAACGGAUUGAUUCAGCCAAAGAGAGCCAUAAGAGUAAUAAAUUAGGAAGAUCUAUAUAUUCCAAUCAUAGCGAUAAUAUGCUAGGUCGGUUGUCGCAAGUUGAGGGUAAUCAGCUGCUCCGAUUACUCAAAUUAAGCAAAUCAAUCGAGCAGAAGAAUGACGAAAUAGCACAACUAAAUACAAAGAUAAUGACGUUAAAAACGCAGAAAGCUAACCAGGAGUUUGAGAAUUUCAAGUUGGAUGACGAGUAUUUGAAAUGGAAAGAACUGGCGUCAAAUAUUAGUGAUGAUAUCGACGAGUUAAAGCACCACGAACAGGAGUCGUUAAAAACGUUGCAAGACAAGUACGAAUUGAUGUCGAAACAACUCAAUAUUGCACACGAGGAGAAGCUCCAGGUCUUGAAGGAACAAAUAAGUCUCCUGAUAGAGAAGGUGAUUAAUGAGAAUGUGUAUAAAUAUCAAGCAGAGAGGCACCAGUUGUCGGAAAAAUGUGAAGAUCUUGAGAAACUGAUAAAAGGGCAGGAGCAGGAUUUGAAUCGGAAACUUAUCAAACUUAAAGAAGAACAUAAUAAAAAAUUGAUCCAAUUGAGUUCGAAUAUGGACGAGACAGUUGUGGGUCUCCAACGUGAUAUUGAAACCUUGAAUAACGAAACUGUUUCCAAAUCAGACGAAUAUGAAAAUCUUACCAAUGAUAUAUCGAAGGGCUUGUAUGAAGUUAAUUCAGACUUAAAUUCUAAAUUGUAUGAAUUAAAAUCAAAGUUUCAUAAUAAAGAAAUGGAAAUAGCUAAUUUGAAGAAUAAAAUAUCUAGUAUGAAGACCACAAGCGAGCAUAUCGAAAGAUCUUUUGAAGACAAAUCUAUGAGUAUUAAUGACUUUAAUAAGAAAGCCGAAAUGAUUAACGUUCAAUUAGCUGGCCAAGAAAAUGUAAGACGUGUGCUACAUGAUAAACUUCAACAGCUCAAAGGAAAUAUCCGUGUAUUCUGUCGUAUACGACCACAACAAAUGUCUAAUAAUAAAGGACCUGAUAAGGAGAACCUUAUCUCAAUGGAUUUCAGUGAUGAUGACUUCAAUGAUGAUGCAAGCCAAGACUUGGUAAUUUCAAAGGACCCAUUUGAUGAGAACACAGGUAAUGGGCAAUCAUCAUAUUCAUUACACCAAAGUAAAAAAAAUAACAUGUCCUAUAAAUUUCAUUUCGACAAGAUAUUUCUGCCAGAUCUGCUAAACGAAGAUAUCUUUGGGGAACUUUCUCAACUAAUUCAAUCAUCUUUGGAUGGGAAAAAUGUAUGCGUUUUUGCCUAUGGUCAAACUGGUUCAGGUAAGACGUGGACAAUGUCACAUCCUGAUACAGGUAUGAUCCCACUUUCAAUCCAGAUGAUCUUUGAUAAUAUCCAAGAGUUAUCGUUGAAAGGUUGGUCAUAUUCUGUUGAAGGGCAAUUUCUUGAAAUUUACAACGAAACAAUAGUUGAUUUACUAUCUCCUGUCGGUAAUUCAAAAAAACAUGAGAUAAAGCACGAUGAUAUAAAUGAUAAAACAUCUGUGACAAACGUAGCGACUAUUAAUGUAACAUGUAAGAAUCAAGCAAAAUCAAUUUUAGAAAAAGCAUCAAAAAACAGAUCGACAGCCUCUACUAGGUCAAAUGAACGAUCAUCUAGGUCUCAUUCAAUAUUUAUUUUGAAGCUACUUGGUAAAAAUAUUGAAACUGGUGAAACCAGUGAGGGUUCAUUGAAUCUUAUUGACUUGGCUGGUUCUGAAAGAUUGAAUAGUUCACAAGCGAAAGGCGAGAGGUUGAAAGAGACGCAGGCAAUUAAUAAAUCAUUGUCUUGCCUAGGAGACGUAAUAUAUUCAUUGGGUCAACAACAGCAAAGUGGCCAGAGCCAACAACACAUACCUUAUAGAAACUCAAAGCUUACAUAUCUCUUGAAGCAUAGUCUUGGAGGAAAUUCGAAAACAUUGAUGUUUGUCAAUAUUUCACCAUUAUCCAAGAAUUUUAAUGAAACCGUUAAUUCGCUCAGGUUUGCUACCAAAGUUAAUUGCACAAAGAUUGGUUCUAGUAAGCCUAAUUCGAGAUAA
Messenger RNA from Debaryomyces hansenii CBS767, 2193 nucleotides. RefSeq names its product Kar3p (gene KAR3). Gene Ontology annotation, molecular function: microtubule motor activity; ATP binding; microtubule binding. Gene Ontology annotation, biological process: microtubule-based movement. NCBI's taxonomy places the organism in Eukaryota, Fungi, Ascomycota, Pichiomycetes, Serinales, Debaryomycetaceae. The transcript has a single exon. Bases 1 to 2193 code for a protein of 730 amino acids. The record is from RefSeq and is a predicted model, not a curated record.